Molecule: messenger RNA, 7475 nt
Organism: Myxocyprinus asiaticus (Chinese sucker)
Lineage: Eukaryota; Metazoa; Chordata; Actinopteri; Cypriniformes; Catostomidae
Product: disintegrin and metalloproteinase domain-containing protein 17-like
Exons: 20
Coding region: 301-2883 (860 amino acids)
Biological process (GO): Notch signaling pathway; membrane protein ectodomain proteolysis
Cellular component (GO): plasma membrane
Molecular function (GO): metalloendopeptidase activity
Source: RefSeq, a predicted model, not a curated record
AAUGGAAUAUUUUUUUGUGAUUGUUAUCUGAGGAAGGUCCAGCGCAAAAUGUGGAAGAUGGUUUGAGACCCGCUGAACUUCUCUCGAGUUCGUGGUAUAUUAGUUCAUAUUUAUGGACAUUCAGUAUUUACCGGGAACUUGUCCCAUCAGUAUACAUUUUUGUUUGUAUCUGUCAAAGGCGUGGUUAAUAACCGGAACAUAAACUGGCCGCGUAUAUUUGUAAAUAAGAGACAGUGGAUAUUGACAGCUGUAACGUGGACUUUAAAUCCAGACAUGCUGCUUUGAUGUUACAUCGCCAGUAUGAAGUCUUUUAUAUUUUACUUGCUCUACAUGCUAUUUGCUUUAUUUUCCGUCCACUGUGCGGUGAAACCAGUAUCUACAGCAGAAGGCAUGAGAAAUCAGGAAGAGGCGCGAGAGUUUGAUACCCUCGACUUCUUACUGUCGGACUAUGAGGUUCUGCCUGCAUCAGGGCUCCAGCUUCACUCUGUCAGAAAGAGGGACAUUGACGCCCGGUCAUAUGUGGAGCGGCUGGUUAGCUUCACAGCACUUCAGAGGCACUUCAAGUUAUACUUGACGACGAACACAGAGCUUUUCACAGAUGACUUCAAAGUUGUGUUUGUAGACAAGUAUGGAAAUGAGGACCAAUAUGAUGUUCAGUUGCAGAAUUACUUCAAAGGACAUGUUGUUGGAGAGGAGCACUCCCGUGUGCAGGCACAUAUCGAUGGGGAGGAGUUUUCAGCCCACAUUCUCACAGAUGAAGCUGAAUACAAUGUAGAGCCUUUGUGGCGGUUUGCAGAGACGCCUCCUGAUGGCCGUUUGCUGGUGUACCGCUCAGAGGACAUAAAGAACAUCAGUCGACUAUCCUCUUCCAAAGUGUGUGGAUAUGUGAAUGCUGACGCCCAGGAGCUGCUGCCAACUGAGGCAAGAGCAGUGGUAGAAACAGAACAGGAGGAAGAACCUCACCAUAUUGAGAGGAGAUCUGCACAUGACCACAAGAAAAACACCUGCCCUCUGCUGUUAGUGGCAGACCAUCGCUUCUACAAGCACAUGGGCCGUGGAGAGGAGAGCACCACCCUCAACUACUUGAUUGAGCUGAUAGACCGAGUGGACGAUAUCUACAGGAACACAUCAUGGGAUGAGGAGUACAAAGGAUAUGGUGUGCAGAUUCAGCAGAUAAUCAUAAACAACGAGCCCACAAAGGUUGGCCCAGGAGAGGUUCACUAUAACAUGGAUGGCAGCCCAUUAGGAAGAAAAGAUGGUGUGUGGGAUGUAAAGAAGCUUCUAGAACAAUUCAGUUAUGACAUCGCAGACAAUGCCUCUCUAGUUUGCCUUGCCCAUCUCUUCACCUAUCAAGACUUUGAUGAUGGGACUCUUGGUCUUGCAUACGUGGCCCCUUCCAAACCACAGGGAUUAGGAGGACUUUGCCCUAAACCCUACUUCCCAUCACAAACCGUCAGUAAACCCAGUUACCUGAACACUGGCCUAACUAGCACCAUGAAUUAUGGGAAGACUAUUCUGACUAAGGAAGCAGAUCUUGUAACCACUCAUGAGCUCGGCCACAACUUCGGAGCAGAACACGAUCCAGACAACAUAGCUCUCUGUGCGCCCAGUGAUGACCAAGGUGGCAAAUUUGUCAUGUACCCUAUUGCAGUAAGCGGAGAUCAUUUCAACAAUAAGCGGUUCUCCAGCUGCAGCAAGUUUUCUGUAAGUAAGACUUUGAAGGUCAAGGCCCGUCAGUGCUUCAAGGAGAGGAGCAGUAAGCUGUGUGGGAACUCUCGUGUGGAAGAGGAUGAAGACUGUGACCCUGGACUCCUUCACCUCAAUGACGACCCCUGCUGCACCGCUAGGUGCAAAUUCAGGAUGCAGGCGCAAUGCAGUGAUAGGAACAGCCCCUGCUGCAGGAACUGUAGGUUUGAAAGUGCAGAGAAGAUCUGUCAGGAGAACAUCACUGCCACCUGCAAGGGCAUGUCCAAGUGCACAGGCAACAGCAGUGAGUGCCCCGCUCCUGGUAACCUGGCUGAUGAUACAGUUUGUGUGGAUAAAGGCCGAUGUCACAGGGGUGAAUGUAAGCCUUUCUGUGAGGCCGUGCAUAACCUUGAGUCCUGUGCCUGCAAUGAGACAGAGCAGUCAUGCAAAGUGUGUUGUAGAAACCGAGAUGGGCUGUGUACUCCCUUUGUCACUAGUGAUGGAGGGUAUCUUUACCUGCGCAAGGGCAAACGUUGUACAGUUGGCUUCUGUGAUGGGGCCGGUAAAUGCAUGAAGCAUGUGCAAGAUGUCAUUGAACGCUUAUGGGACUUCAUAGACAAACUGGAUAUAAACACAUUUGGGAAGUUCUUGGCUGACAACAUAGUGGGGUCUGUGGUGGUCUUCUCUCUCCUUUUCUGGAUUCCUCUAAGCAUACUGGUGCAUUGUGUGGACAAGAAACUGGAUCGUCAAUAUGAGGAGACCUCCAAAUCCUUGAUGUAUCCUAGUCAGAUGGUGAUGGAGGUGUGUAGUAGAGCUCUCAACUCAGAGCCUGGAGAUGUUGAGCGGUCAGGAGUCAGUUCCCCUCCGCAUCGUCAAGCCCCCUGCUCAGGCUUCGUUUUCAGCGGCAGCACGACCUCAGCCCUCACUGGGCCUCUCGAGCCCCGGCGUCUCACCGCCACAGGAGACAUUCGCCGUCCAAGGCCCCGCCAACCUCUCCGCCGCACCCAGAGCGGAUCCACUGCGAAUGGCCACCAUCGAGGAGGACCCCAGCGGCGACUCCUCUCACCUGGACGAGAAGUUGCUGGAGGAAGGCUUCCCUCCAAGCGUCACAGCUGUCAGGUCCUUCGAGGACCUCACCGGACAGGAAACACCAAACCGGGGGGACAAGAGACGGCUGACGAGACAGGCACGCAUUGAUAGUAAGGAGACAGAGUGCUGAGGACAGAGCCUCAUACUACUCAUUAGUACACAUAGUACACCCUUAUGUGUGUGCUUGACAGUCAAGAUCACUUGAUAGUGCACUUACAUACAUAAAAUUUACUUCAAGGGAAAGUUCACCCAAAAACGAAAAUUCUCUCAUAAUUUACUCACCCUCAUGCCAUCCCAGAUGUGUAUGACUUUCUUUUUUCUGCUGAAAAAUAUUUAGAAGAAUAUCUCAGCUCCGUUGGUCCACACAAUGCAAGUGAAUAGUGACCAGAAUUUUGAAGCUCCAAAAGCACACAAAGGUAGCAUAAAAGUAAUUCAUAAGACUCCAGUGGUUCAAUUAAUGUCUUCAGAAGUGAUAAGUGUGGGUGAGGAACAGAUCAAUAUUCAAGUCCUUUUAACUAUAAAUCUCCACUUUCACUUUCUUCUUUUGUUUUUGGCGAUUCGCAUUCUUCAUGCAUAUUGCCACCUACUGGGCAGGGAGGAGAAUUUAUAGUAAAAAAGGACUUAAAUAUUGAUCUAUUUCUCACCCACACCCAUCAUAUCACUUCUGAAGAUAUAGAUUUAACCACUAGAGUCUUAUGAAUUAUUUUAUGCUGCCUUGAUGGGAAUUUUGCAGCUUCAAAUUUUUGGCACCCAUUCACUUGCAUUGUGUGGACCUACAGAGCUGAGAUAUUCUUCUACAAAUCUUCAUUUGUGUACUGCAGAAGAAAAAAAGUCACAUCUGAUAUGGCAUGAGGGUCAGUAAAUGAUGACAGAAUUAUCAUUUUCAGGGCUCCAGAGUUUGUGUAGGAGUCGGUGUUAUGCUGGGAGCCGGACGUUUGCUAGAUUCCAUCACUAAGAUAACAUUACCUAGUGUUGCAGACUGUCUGUUGUCGCUGUUGAAUAGCGGAAGAGAAGCUACUGUCUGAGGCAAGGCUCUCGGGAGCGCGCAUAAACAUCACAUCCUCUGGAUUUUCCCGGAAAAAGUGACCUGCUCCCUUCGCAUGAAAAUCGGUCCACAGGCUUUAAUAGGCAACCUAGGAAGUCCGGGAAGGGCUCAUUUUUUAAGUUGCGUUACAAGCCGUUCACAUUGGCAAAAAAAAAGGCGAAUAUUACAUGAAACAUUUUACAUAUUGCACCUUUAACUGUAAUGUCUACAGUUUCUUCAUUGAGGUGGUUUAGUUCUUCACUGAAACCUGAGAGACCACAGCCUUUAAGUGGUAUGUUCUGAAAGGAAAUGCCCAUGUAGUCAGAUGAGGCUGCCUUUUUCUGCCUUCUAGUCUGUUUUUCUCUUUGAGCUUUGUCCUGCUGCACCACAUUCUCAUAUUGAGAAACUGAAUCUAAGUAUGUGUGAUGGGGAAAUUCCUCCAAAUUUCCAUUCCUCACUGGUUUGUCCUUUAUUCCCUUGAGUGUACCAACACAGGUAUCAAUAGCUGCUACAGCCUGAGGAAGAAUAAGUGACUUCUUCUGAAGCACAAGACUCAACUUUGAGAUUUCUCCAAACAGGUCAUGGAAAAAGUGACAAAAUGCCACAAAAGACAACUUUUCCAUUUGUUGUGAGAUGUGUUUUGCUCUUCCUCUUAUUUCAGUGUUUUUGGAUGAUGCAGCAAGGUGCUGCACGUGGAGGUGUACAGCUGUAUAUUGACCCUGACCUGUGUGAUCAGAAGCAAGAAAAACAGAAAGGGCCCAGUAAAUGUGAGGCAACCAGCGCUGGGUCUUCACUGCAGAAGGUGUUCGUAUGGCGCAGCCUAACUCCAUCCCGAUGGCUUUCAACUUAUGCUUGCUUAUUGUUGCUAAAAUGGUAUGUUUUUCAUACCAGCUGUAGCAUGUCAUAGAUUUUUCAAUCAUUGGAAGAGACAUCUGAACACCCCACAUGGCUAAUUCCAGUCUGUGUGGCAUACAGUGAAAGGAAAGAAUGUGUUCUCCUAUUUCUCCUCUUAGGAGUGCACCUACUCCACCUGAGGCACCCGUGUUAACACUGGCCCCAUCUGCUCCAAAGGCUGUAAUUUUCUCCUGCCACCAUUCAUGAUCAGUUUGUUUAGCAUCACCAAACAAUAAUUUUAUUUUAUCUAAUACUCCAUGUGCAUGGCAGUGUUCAAGCUCAGCUAAACCAAUAAACUGGUUCACUGCUACACCUGCAGAAAUGUGCCUGCAGUAUGCAAUAACAUUGUCCUUCCCAGAAACGACUGUGCCACAGUUAGUGAUAACAGAGAUGUAAUUAACUGUCUGAGCGUUUGUCAGUGCUUGUUCUUUGAUCUCAUCUGCAAUGCAUCCUAUAAACUCAGCACAUGCUGUGUUGUUGUCAUACGUCUUGCACACAUCCAGUCCAUUUUUCUUCAUUUAGUAAUAUCGGAGAGGUACAUUUGGUGAAAGGCAGCUCUUCACAUGCAAACAUAUAGGCAGUGUUGAAUUUUAUUUUUAGCUCCUUCCAUUCUUUCUCGUCAUGUAGUUCGCAUGCACGAGACACUGCACAUGCUAACAGUGUUUUUUUGUGGAGCACUCUUUGCGAUUACAUGGUCACGAGCAUUUUUAUGCUUUUGACUAUCGCCGUGUUUUCUCACAGUUUUUUUUUUUUUUUUAAAUAGUUCGUUCCGGUAAUGAAAUCCAUUUCCCCUGUUAUUUCUCUGCCCGCUUUGGAACAAAAGUCACAAAACAUUUUCUGUGUGCGAAGACCAUACCUGAGCCAUGCAAACUCUUGAAUCCAAGAAGUUUUAAAAUGCCUUUCUGCACUUUUACUUGGGUGUUCAUUGAUUGACACGGAAAGAUGAUCCCCUGUGUCUCCAUCGUUUUCUAUCUCUCUCAUACUGGCACAACUGGAGCCUGCUUUUUUUUUUUUUUUUUUUUCUUCCCAAUUUGGAAUGCCCAAUUCCCAAUGCGCUCCAAGUCCUCGUGGUGGCGUAGUGACUCGCCUCAAUCCGGGUGGUGGAGGACAAAUCUCAGUUACCUCCACGUCUGAGACCGUCAAUCAGCGCAUCUUAUCACGUGGCUUGUUGAGCGGUUACCACAGAGAUGUAGCACGUGGUGGCUUCACGCUAUUCUCCGCGGUAUCCACGCUCGACUCACCACAAGCCACACUGAGAGUGAACCACAUUAUAGCGACCAUAAGGAGGUUACCCCAUGUGACUCUACCCUCCCUAGCAACCGGGCCAAUUUGGUUGCUUAGGAGACCUGGCUGGAGUCACUCAGCACACCCUGGAUUCGAACUCGUGACUCCAGGGGUGGUAGUCAGCAUCAGUACUUGCUGGAGCCUGCUUUUUUAUUAGCAGGUGUGCCAUCAGCGUUGGUGCUCGACAGAGAUGUGGAAUGUCUGAAAAAGUUUGUUUUUGUGACGCGGAAAGCUGAUCCUCGCUUUCCCCGUGCGUAUUUUGGCGCUCUGGAUGAAUUUGAACUCAGUGAAACGUUUGUUUUUUUUCACUGAAACUUUCCUGCGCGGCGUCUCAUUUUAUAACGUCAACACAACAAAUGACGUGAUAGGCUACUCCUCACAGAACACGCAAGUAUAAAGACAUUACAUACACAUUUUUAAAUCUUAUCGUGUACAUUUGUAUUGUUGCCAGUGGCGAUCUCAGCAAAAAUAUCACUCGCAAAUAAAUAUUUAUAUUUGCGGCCGUUUUAGGUGCAGGCUGGAGCCCUGAUUUUUGGGUGCACUUUCCUUUUAAAUGAGCCUUAAUAUGAUUAGGGUGUAAUCAGGCUGAAUUUUUUAGGUGCACUUGUGGUUUAAAAGUUUUUGUUAUGUGGUGACUGCUGACUAAUUUUAAAAAGCAAAAAAAACAGUAAUACGCUUACAAUGGAAGUCUAUGAGGCAACCAUUAUACUUCCAUUGCCCCAUAGAUUUUCAUUGUACAUGCGUUACUGUCAAGGCAUUUUUUGUUUGUUUUUACAAACUGAGCUACGAGUAGAAAUAAUUUUCUAUGUAUAAAACAAUCAACAGUAUGCCAUAGAUCCUGUCUGAAAUAUUCCUUUAAUGUAGUUUCAAUAGUGCUUUGGUAGCUACAGUUGCUUGAGAGCAUUGAAUUCUCAUUAAAUUAUUAGGACAUGUUUCAUUAAUUUAUACCUCAUUAAGAAUAUGAGCAGCAAGACUACAGCACAGUUCCGUACAAGUAAUUACACUUUUAAUGUUACACUGGUCUACUUUAUUAGAAAAUUCAGCUAUGCAUAUCCUAUUCCAUAUGUAUAUGUAUAUGAAUUAAAUGUUGUAUCUGUGGGAACUGCUAGAGGAGAUGCUGUUUGUUAGUUUCUUUGACAUUUUUUAUGGCUUUAUGAUAGAAAUUGCACAGGAUGUUUAAACAAAUUUUAUGUGAUUUAUCAUUUUAAGAAUUGUUCAUCUCAUGGCAUGAACAUUUUUUGGUAAUAUAGAGGUAUAAAUAUAUGUUUCCCCACUGUGAAAUAUCUGGUUAUAACUAAUUAAUAAUAAACUAGUUCAUUUUUAAGGUGAAUUUUCAAUGUUUGUAUUACGUGACAGCCCUGUGAGUUAUCUUUUAGGCAGGAUCAGUCGUCUCUAAGUUUUUAUGUGCCAAAAGUCAAUGGACUAAGUAUAUAUUAUUAAUGUUUCUUGUAUAUCAAAUCAUAGGUAAUGAUUAAAACAUCUCAUUUGAUUGACGUCA